This is a messenger RNA of Raphanus sativus (radish), 483 nucleotides long. RefSeq lists its product as uncharacterized. The transcript has a single exon. The record is from RefSeq and is a predicted model, not a curated record. The coding region runs from base 99 to 335 and encodes 78 amino acids. Lineage: Eukaryota; Viridiplantae; Streptophyta; Magnoliopsida; Brassicales; Brassicaceae.
CAAAUUCACCAUUUCAACACACAAAAACAAACACCUUCACUCCUCUUAAGUUCUAACUCUUUAGUUCAGAGCAAGGAACGCAAAACCCUUCCAUAAAAAUGGUUGACCAGAAGAAUCUCGGACCUCAACCUAUGACUCCAUUCUCCGCAUUGACCCCGCACCGUGCCAUAGCCUCACGACCGCGCCGCCUCAUCUCUGCCACAACCCUCGAGAUGAUACUUGAGGAAGAGACAGCACCAGAGGAAAAUCGUUCUAGCGCUGACACUGCGAUGGAUUCUCUUGUGGUAUUUCCGGCAACCUCUUUUCUAUUGUACGGAAGCUGCAAGUGCCCUUGAUGUUUAAUUUUCACCACAAAGCUAUUGAAGAAUGGUGUUUUUCAGUUCUCUUGUAAUAUUUCAGUUAUAUAUGGAAGUCUGGUGUCAAUCAUGUGUUGAUGCUUUGUUUAUGUAAAUGUUAUAUCAAAAUUUUUCCGCUUCUAUAUAA